AUGGGCCUGUGUGACCGCCUAUCAGGGGCCCAUGGGGGAGAGCCAGAGGAGGAACGCAGUCAAGAGGACUGGGACGUAGAGAAAAGGCAGGAUGCGAGAGACAAGCGGAUAUGGAAACCCACACAUCGCUAUCAUCACAAGAUAAAGCUCCACAGACGCAGCGAUGAACCAUCGGAGGUUGAAGAAUAUGAAGACCGCAGUCAGGAAUCAUGGGAUGUUGACAAGAGGGGCUGGAGGCCUGGCAGAUUCCACCAAAGGAGGCAAAAGCGGGAUGAGGAGCUUUCGGAAGAAGCUAAGGAAGAACCUGAUGAAGAACGAAGCCAGGAGUACUGGGAUGUUGAUACUGGAAGAGAAAAGAGGGAGUGGAGGGCUGGCAGACAUCACCAAAGGAGGCACAAGCGGGAUGAGGAGCUUUCAGAAGAAGCAAAGGAAGAACCCGAGGAGGAACGAAGCCAGGAAUACUGGGAUGUUGAUACUGGAAGAGAAAAGAGGGAGUGGAGGGCUGGCAGACAUCACCAAAGGAGACACAAGCGGGAUGAGGAGCUUUCAGAAGAACCUGAGGAAGAACGCAGCCAGGAAUACUGGGACUUUGAUACCGGUAGAGAGAAGAGGACAUGGAGGCCUGGCAGGUAUUCACAAAGGAGGCACAAACGUGGUGAGGAGCUUCCAGAGGAAGCCAGGGAAGAGCCCAAUGAAGAACGCAGCCAGGAAUACUGGGAUUUUGACAAAAGAGACGAGAACGAAGAUGAAGAGAGAGAGGAAAAGGACAGAGAUGAAGCCCUAAGGUAUCUGGCCGAGAAGCGCAAUCCCUGGAUUUACAGAGGCUAUUACCACCCUGCCUGGUUUAAGAGAGACUCAGAUGAGCAUGCAACUAAGAUGGAUGAACUGACCAAACUGCUGAGCUACAAGUUAAACCAGCUGUCUAACCACUCCGAUAAAGAGGAGGUGAAAAGGAGUCCACAGCAGAGACAACUCACUCCACAGGAGGAGAAAGAGCUGGAAAAUCUGGCCGCGAUGGACAUGGAGCUGCAGAAAAUCGCAGUCAAGCUGCAUGACAAGACCGCAUAAUCCUGGAGCUUUUUACUACCAUCUGUGAAUAAUGCCAAGUUUGUCUAUUUAAUGUGAUUCAUGUUAAAAAUGGAACAAAAAUAAUGCAAGAAGGCUUGCAACGUGUUAACUGCUUCGCUCACUGUUUAUGUGAUGUAAUGUAUAACUGAACAGCAUGGGAACGGCUUGGAUGUUUAUAUGCGUUGUGUGAAAAUGAGAAAAUACCAUGAGACAAAAUAUUGUCAUGUAUUUCAGCGCUCAUUCUGUUUGCACUCAAUAAAAAAAGGAGUUAUCCUGGGA
This is a messenger RNA of Fundulus heteroclitus (mummichog), 1347 nucleotides long. Its product is annotated as chromogranin B. The coding region runs from base 1 to 1068 and encodes 355 amino acids. The record is from RefSeq and is a predicted model, not a curated record. NCBI's taxonomy places the organism in Eukaryota, Metazoa, Chordata, Actinopteri, Cyprinodontiformes, Fundulidae. The transcript has 5 exons. Gene Ontology annotation, cellular component: secretory granule.